Desarmillaria tabescens is the source of this 3314-nucleotide messenger RNA. Its product is annotated as armadillo-type protein. The transcript is spliced from 17 exons. Lineage: Eukaryota; Fungi; Basidiomycota; Agaricomycetes; Agaricales; Physalacriaceae. Bases 50 to 3244 code for a protein of 1064 amino acids. Gene Ontology annotation, biological process: protein import into nucleus. The record is from RefSeq and is a predicted model, not a curated record. Gene Ontology annotation, cellular component: nuclear envelope; cytosol. Gene Ontology annotation, molecular function: small GTPase binding.
AUAUGUUUGUCCGGAUUCCCGGUCGCGCCCUUCGGACGCUCUUUGUACUAUGGCUUCCACGACCCAGAUUUCCGAAUGCCUUGCUGCGACACUGAGCCCGAAUGCCAACGAGCGGAUGUCCGCAGAGCUCAAGCUCAUCGAGUAUUUCUCACAGCCAGGGACAUCUCUGGCUUUAUCAGAGCUCAUCGCAUCUCCAAAUGUCGACAUGCCACUACGCCAGUCUGCAAGCAUCGUCUUGAGGAAGUAUGUGAGAGAGAGGUGGUCGCCGUUCUUCCAGGGAUUUAAGGGAGCGGCGCCUCCCCCAGAGAUCAAAAGCCGAGUGCGACAAGCUGUAUUCCAAGGCCUUUCAGACCCCAAUCGAAAAAUUCGGUCUCUUUGUGCCCACACUCUGACAUCCAUUGCCAACUCCGAUUGGCCUGAUGAAUAUCCCGAGCUCUUGAAUGACUUGAUCAACCUGCUAUCUUCAGGGUCUCCAGGCUCUGUUCACGGAGCCAUGCAAGUCUUUACUGAGUUCAUCAAGGCAGAUUUGACAGAAGAUCAAAUAUUACCAGUUUUACGAGACUUACUGCCCUCUCUGCUCUCAAUCUUGGGUGCCACUGAACAACAUUUGCCUUUGACGCGCGCUAGGACGAUUUCAGUGUUUCGCCAAUGCACAAUAUCAUUGUUCAUGGUGAAGGACCAAUACCCUCAGGCAGUGAAAGAAGCCAUUGCCUCGGUUCUUCCUGUGUGGCUUGAAGCAUUUAAAGUUCUCUUGAACAUGGAUCCUCAACACGACGCGAACAGCUCCAACUGGGAUGGUCUUGCUAUUCGUAUCCAAAUCUUCAAGACCCUCGAAACCAUCCACACGAGUUUCCCUAGAGCUCUGGUGCCCUACUUUGGCGAUCUUCUUAACACUUCUAUCAAUCAUUUAAACUUACUAUAUCCAACGUUUGAUCGAUAUUAUCUCACGUCCAGCGAGCCUAUUCCUUCGUCCUCUGAAGAUGAUCCGGUGCAUCUGUCUCACCUUAUCAGCUCUAUCCUAGAUUUCGUUGCUACUGUUAUACGAGGAGGAAAAGCCAAGCAGUGGUUCACACCUGAACACUCGACUGCUUUAAUCGCCGCAGUUUUCAAUUAUGCGCAAAUGACCGAUGAAGACGAAGACACUUGGGGAUCCAAUGCUAAUACAUUCGUAGCACAAGAGGAUGACGAAACUCAGGAUUACAGCGUCCGAGUUGCUGGAUUUGAUCUGCUGGGAGCAAUCAUUGACCGAGCCACGGUUCAAAUCAUCGCAACUUUCCAUACUGUUAUACAACAAGUAAUACAAUCGUCGGGACAGGCACGCAAUGGCGGCAAAGAAGACUGGUGGCGGCCACUAGAGGCUGGCCUAGCUGCUAUUGGUUCACAAGCCGAGUCUAUCCAAGACUGUCUUGAAGAUGAAGAUGACUCGGGACGACCCAAACCUAUUGACAUUGAGAACCUACUCCGGGAUGUGAUUCCCUCAGUUCUAGGUCUUUCCGAAUUCCCUUUCUUGCAAGGUCGUGGUUUCGUCUUUGCAAGCCAAUAUGCCAAGCUGUUGCCUAUACAGUUAGCGGGCCAAUAUAUCAAUGCGGCUGUUCAGGUAAUCGAGUCAAAUGAAGGCAGUAUCCCUGUAAAAAUAUCAGCGGUCAGAGCGGUCCACAACUUCUGUAAUGGCACGGAUGACGCGGCAUUGACGCCUUUCAUGUCCCGUAUUGCCAAAGAUAUGGGUCCGUUCCUGCUGCACACAUCCGAGGACACUCUCUCCCUUGUUCUCGAAACUUUAUCUGUCAUCGUCGGCGUAGAUGAAGGUAAAUGGAUGACUCCAGAGUUGGCAGACUCCCUGGUUCUGGCCAUUCUGGAAGUGUGGGCUAAGAAUAACAAAGAUCCUAUCCUUCUGUCGAUCUUCCCUGAUAUUCUGGAGUCAUUGGCAUCGGCUUCUGCGCCAGCCAUCUACGAGGUGGUCGUAAAGCAGGCGCUUCCUUCGUUAUGUAACUCUAUAUCGUCUGCGUCAAUUGACGAGUCCUGGAUCACCAGUUCGGCCAUUGACCUUGUCAACAGUCUCAUCAAUGGUUCGAAAAAUGGACUCGGUGACGGAUUCUUUGCUCUUCUUGCUCCUCACCUAUUCAAAUGCCUUGGCGAGGCAGAAGACCGGGAUGUGUUACAGAAUGGAAUCAUUUGCCUAACACUUAUUGUCCGGAAAGACUGUAAACAGUUAUUGUCAUGGUCCGACAAUAAUGGGCGUUCGGGCUUAGAUUAUGUAUUAACCCUUGUUGCGAAAGUGCUACAGGGCGAGGAUGAAUCUGCCGGCCUAACAAUUGGUGAUCUGAUCAUCCAUUUACUCCGGAGAGCAGGCGAUGCUGUUCUUCCGGUGCUACCUGACCUCCUCCAAGCUAUGGUGAACCGUAUGGUCACAGCCAAAACAGCGUCCUUUGUCCAGAGUCUUGUCAUCCCGUUUGCAUUUUUGAUAACACAUCAGCGGGAUACAGUGUUGUCUUUGCUUGAAUCGACAAACGCACAAGGCCGUUCGGGUUUGGAGGUCUUAAUUCAUACAUGGUGUGAAAAUGCGGAAACAUUUCAGGGUUUCUGGCCGUCACGGAUCAGCACCAUGGCCCUUUCGCAACUUUUCGUCUGUGAAAGGCCGUCGCUUCAGAAUCUCAUGGUGAAGGGCGACCUUAUCGUUAAACCGGAAACAAGAAAUGUCAUCAUGACACGAUCACGUACAAGGACGAGUGCGCGCAUUCUCCCUUCCUCCAUCAGGACGAAUGCUAGUAAACAUUCUGCUGACUCGUCUCCUUCCGCAGCGCCCACCGAGUUCACAUCCAUCGCUUUCCCGGUCAAAGCACUCAAAAUUUUGAUUCACGACCUUCAAUCCAGCGGCGAAUCAGCUACGUUUGCUGCCUCUGGCGGCAACCUACCAGAUGCCGACGAUGACGAUGGUGACGAGGACUGGAGUGAUCAAGGGGAUGGCAGCAAAAGGGACGCCGAGCUGCAAUAUCUGUCAGAUCUCAUCGGACCCAAGGGAUUGGCUUUCGACAAUGAUGAUAUUUUCGAGGAUAAUGACGAUGAAGAUCUGAAAACUGAUCCAAUAUCGCAGAUGGAUAUGCAGGAACAUCUCACCUCAUUCCUGCGAGAAUGCGCUUCCAGGAACACGUCCAAUUUUUCUACGCUAGUAGAACAAUUAAGCGCGGAGGAAAUGGCAGUAGUUCAGGCUGUUGUCUCCCAGCAAUGGAUCCCCAAUAGCAGCUAACGUAGAUCUACCGAGUUUGUUUAAAAUAAUGCCUCUAUGUAUUCAUGACCAUGAUGAUGAACGAUAUGCG